CCACGAAUACUUUUUUUCUGCAUCACAAGUAGCUUAAAAGUGUCAUUUCAUUUGAUAUCAAACUUGCAAAGUGAUUCUCAAUCAUGGUCCAUUCAUUAACCCCAGCAUCAGCCCCUGCGGUGCCCAUUUUAACAACACCCAGAAACACCCACAUUCCAUCUUUCGGUUUGCAGAGAGUGUGGGCUUGCCAUCAAGGUUCUUAUCAAGCUUUUGAGCAAAAAAUUGUCCAUCGCAGGACUGUUACACUUAGCCUAGCAGGUGCAUUGCUUGGCUUGAACUUUAGUGACAGAAGUGCAGGUGCAGCCAGAAGGCCGCCCCCGCCCCCACCGGAGGAGAAAAAGGACCCUAAUGUGGGUGGAGUUACGGCGAAAGUUCUAGCUAGCAAGAAGAGGAAGGAAGCCAUGAAAGAAUCGAUGGCCAAGCUAAGAGAGAGAGGAAAGCCCAUCAAAGAGCCCUCUGAUUAGUUUUUCAACAGAUGUCUAUGUUCGGAUAGUGUAAUUUCCAUUCAGGUUGUAUUCUUGCAGUUUAAUUGUGUGACAAUUUUAGUGGGACUUGAUUCAUUUUUACUUAACUUAUGCUUGUAGAGUACCAUAAAAACAGGUGCAGUAUUCAAAUUAACCUUCUUAUAUCAAGGGUCUGUGUAGAAAGUAGUGUGAGAAGUCAACUAAAUUGGACGAUUCAAAGCAUCCUCCACAUUUUCUAGAAUUGUUGGAAUUGUUUGUGGUGGAAGAAAUUAGGGGAUGUUUUGAACGAG
This is a messenger RNA of Ilex paraguariensis (yerba mate), 754 nucleotides long. The record is from the annotation of a GenBank genome assembly. Lineage: Eukaryota; Viridiplantae; Streptophyta; Magnoliopsida; Aquifoliales; Aquifoliaceae.